GCGCCGCCAUCCUAUUAUAUCCCUGAGCCAAAAACCCCCGAGGAGUUCAUGCGCGAUGUUUUGCGAUCGCUGCAAGACCAGCCGGAAUACCAGAAGGCCCGGGAGGAGCUCAGCGACCCCUUGCGGGACCAGUUGGACCAAUUUGUGUACGGAACACCGCUGUCGGAGCUCGUGGGUUCCAAAACGACGGAAACUUUCGAAAUUCCCGUUAGUGGGGUUUCUCGCAGCCAUUUCGAACACCUCGAACACGCCAGCAUGAUGACAGUGUCGAAGAAGCUUCGUGGGGAUGCCGUUGCUAUCAGUGCUGCUGAGGACGUCGCAUUUGCCAAUUGGGGAAAAAACGGUUUCCAACACGCCGAAAGACACCUACGUGCCCAAAAAGGUGUCCGAGGUGCAGUCCAUCGUCCGCGCCGCCAAAGCUCAAGGGAAGAGGGUGCGCGCGGCGGGCUAUCGCCACACGUGGUCAAACAUGUAUUCCGAGAACGACCAGGUCCUCAUCUCGAUGCUGAAUCUGGGCCUCGUCAACACGCUCCCCAAUCCCGAGUCAAUCCAGGCAACCCCGAAUUAUGGCGACAACGAAUUCAAGACAAUCGAGCUGGCGGUCAACCCGACGGACCCUAAUAAGGCUCUGGUAAGACUCGGCGCCGCCGUCACUAAUGAGGACUUUAGGCGUUGGGUGGUGCAGUGGGGCGAGUGGACUCUUGCACUCAAUGUCAUCAUGGUCGAAAUCACAUUCGGAGGAUCCAACGCCCCCAUCUGCCACGGCGCGGGUAUCCAGAACAAGACGUUGAGCGACCUCGUGCGCCAGAUAGAGUACAUCGACGCGAACGGCGAGAAACAGGUCCUCUCCGACCCGGAGCUCUUGAAGGUUGCUUCUGGCUGUUUCGGGCUUCUGGGCAUCGUAACGUAUGUCACCCUAGAGGUCGACAAGUUGACCUAUGCGAUGAUCAAGCCAGCGCGACGGGAUUUGAUACUGGCCAUUCCCCCUCCGGACAAAUACGUGUUCCCCCCAAAAGGCUGCGAAGAGCUUCAGAAAAGGCUUGCCAAGUAUAAGCCGGAACAACUAUCCGCUGCCCGCGAGCAGUUCAUCCGUGAUGCCGAGGAUAACUAUUACUGCGAGUGGUUUUGGUUUCCAUACCAAAAGGAAGCCUUUUUGAACAUCUGGAAUAACACCUCCGACUCUUCUGGCUGCGUGGACUACCCCGGCUCUGUCGAAACCUUUAUCCAGUGGUCAUCCUCUUGGGCCGGCGAAGUCAUGAACCAAAGCCGUGUGUUCCGCUGGCUUUCGCCCAGAAAACAGGCUUUCAUCAUGGGAACGAUGGCCAUGGCGACGCUGCCGCGCAAGAAUGUCAAAACGCAACUAAUCAACGCCCUGCACUUCCGGCGCGGAAUCCAAAACAUGCGAGUGGGCGACUUCGAAGUCGAGAUCCCGAUUCCAUCGGUGGCGGGGGACGCCACGCACACCAAGCGCGACUGGACGGCUGUGCAGCGGGCAUGGUGGGACGGGAUCUGCGCGAUGUACGUUGACUCCACGAACGUAUCUGCGCGGAUCGCGCUCGAGAUGCGGGUGAUGGCGGACUCUUCGGUCGUGAUGGCGCCGCAGCGCGGGAACACCCUCGGCACAGCGUCGAUCGAGGUCAUCACCAAUAUGCCCGCCGUCGAGGAUAAGAAGAAGAUCUGGGACGGCUUCAAACAGACCGUGGCAAAUGUGUGGACGGGCUAUAAGGGCCCCGACGGUGAGAAGCUGAAUGUUCGCCCGCAUUGGGCGAAGGAAUGGGAGACUACGAAGGUCGAUGGAAAGGACUGGGUCGACCAUAUGAAGGAGGUCUCGUACAAAGACGAGAUCGUCGAGUUCAAGCGGUCGCUCGCGGAGAUCGGAGACAAGCAGGGGUGGAAGUUGGAGGACUUGAAGGCGACGUUCUCGACGCCGUUGCUGGAUCGUCUCAUCUUCGAUUAGGAGGCCGAGGAACAUGCGGCGGGUGCGGGGAGUACUUGAGUUUUUGA
This is a messenger RNA of Tricharina praecox, 2004 nucleotides long. RefSeq lists its product as uncharacterized. The transcript is spliced from 9 exons. NCBI's taxonomy places the organism in Eukaryota, Fungi, Ascomycota, Pezizomycetes, Pezizales, Pyronemataceae. Gene Ontology annotation, cellular component: mitochondrion. The coding region runs from base 287 to 1957 and encodes 556 amino acids. The record is from RefSeq and is a predicted model, not a curated record. Gene Ontology annotation, molecular function: D-arabinono-1,4-lactone oxidase activity; FAD binding.